Messenger RNA from Diachasmimorpha longicaudata, 1826 nucleotides. It is a transcript of the gene Aldh7A1, whose product is annotated as putative aldehyde dehydrogenase family 7 member A1 homolog. Gene Ontology annotation, molecular function: aldehyde dehydrogenase (NAD+) activity. The coding region runs from base 139 to 1725 and encodes 528 amino acids. NCBI's taxonomy places the organism in Eukaryota, Metazoa, Arthropoda, Insecta, Hymenoptera, Braconidae. The record is from RefSeq and is a predicted model, not a curated record. The transcript has 7 exons.
GGCUUUUGUUACUGAGAGGGAACGGUGAGUGGGAGAGUGAUAACGGUACCCUAAGGAGAUAAAGAGUGAACUUGAUAACCCAAGUAUUUUCCAGUUCUUCGUUGAAGAGAUGAACAGAGCUUACUGUUGAGCCUUACGAUGUCGCGACAAUUGCUCAGUACAGUUCACAGAUUCUCCAGGAACAUGGAGAGGAAUUUAGUCACGGACUCGAGGUAUGGAUUCCUGAGGCAGUUGGGGCUGACACAGGAGAAUUCUGGAUUAUUUGAUGGCAGAUGGGGUGGUUCGGGUCAGUUGAUCGACUCGAUAUGCCCCUCGUCUGGAAGGACAAUCGCCAAAAUCCGUGAGUCCACUCCCCAGGAGGCCAGCAAUGCGGUGACAGAGGCCAGGAAGGCCUGGCCCCAGUGGGCAUCCCUACCACCCCCAGCACGAGGUGAAAUUGUCCGUCAGAUUGGAGACGAACUUCGGAAAAAUCUUCGACCACUGGGGCAAUUGGUCUCCCUCGAAAUGGGAAAGAUCCUCGCUGAGGGCAUUGGUGAGGUCCAGGAGUACAUCGACAUCUGUGAUUAUGCUGUCGGCCUCUCCAGAAUGCUCCCAGGGAGCAUAUUUCCUUCUGAGAGGAAGGAUCACGCUCUUCUCGAGAAGUGGAAUCCUCUUGGGGUCAUUGGAGUCAUAUCAGCAUUUAAUUUCCCCAUUGCUGUUUAUGGGUGGAACAGUGCCAUUGCUAUGGUUUGUGGUGAUGCUGUUGUGUGGAAAGGCUCUCCAACGACUCCACUAGUCUCUAUAGCAACAACAAAAAUUAUCGCCAGUGUUCUUGAACGAAAUGGUGUACCAGGGUCUGUUGCUGCACUGGUGACUGGUGGAGCUGAUGUUGGAGAAGUUCUGGUGAAUGAUAAACGUCUACCUUUGGUCAGCUUCACCGGAAGCACUAAAGUGGGACGAGAGGUCGCCCUCAAGGUCCAAGAACGCUUUGGAAAGGCUCUUCUUGAACUCGGAGGCAACAAUGCACUUAUUGUUUCUCAUGACGCCGACCUGGAAAUGGCUGUACGUGCAGCUGUCUUCUCCUGCGUUGGAACAGCUGGACAACGCUGUACCACCACCAGGAGACUGAUACUGCACUCAAAUAUCAAAGAUGAUUUCGUUGGGAGAUUGAAAAUAGCCUUCAAAAGUAUUUUGGCCAGAGUUGGGGAUCCACUGGAGGACAGUACGUUGUACGGACCCCUCCACAGUCAGCAUGCCGUCGACAACUAUAAAGCAACAGUAGCUGAAGCUGUGGCUGCUGGUGGUACAAUUGAGUUUGGUGGCAAGCAGAUGGAUCGUCCAGGCUUCUACGUGGAGCCAACGAUAAUAUCCGGCCUUCCAAACGACGCCGAGGUCGUUCAAUCUGAGACAUUUGCUCCUAUUGUCUACAUUCUUGAGGCCAAUUCCAUCGAGGACGCCAUUGCUCAGAAUAAUAACGCUGAACAGGGACUCAGUAGCUCACUCUUCACCAAGAACCUCUCCAACGUCUUCCAGUGGAUUGGUCCACACGGUUCAGACUGUGGAAUAGUUAAUGUGAACAUAGGAACGAGUGGAGCUGAAAUUGGAGGAGCGUUUGGAGGUGAGAAGGCAACUGGUGGCGGUCGAGAGAGUGGAAGUGAUGCUUGGAAGCAGUACAUGAGACGAUCAACAGUCACUAUCAAUUAUGGGAGUGAAUUGCCACUGUCACAGGGCAUUAAAUUCGAGUGAUAAUUCAUUAACUGAUCAUUUCCAUCAUCAUCAUCGUCACAUCCUGCCCCUUGUGAUGCCUCGUAUUAUAAAAAUAAUGAUAAUAAAAGAAACGAAGAGUC